AUGGUCGGAACAUGGCUCUUGCACACUAUUCGAUCCAAGCUGUCGCGGCCCUCCGAAGGGUUGGUGUCCAACUACAACCUUACUAUCUUUCUUUUAGCGGCGGAAAUCCGACCAUUCUCCCAUCUUUUAAAGAUGGUGCAAGCAAGAACGCUUCAUCUCCAGCGCGUCGUCGCUUUGUCAACGGAGGACGACGACAAGGUUGAUAUAAGCAAGAUCAUCGACCUCAGCAAACGCCUCGAAGAGCUGGAAGCCCACGUUUCGGAGGCUGCGGCGGAGCGUCUUGCAUCCGAGUCUUCAUCUCAAGGACAGGACAAUACCUCAUCCGUCAUUUCUCAGGCAACUACGGAAGUCCGAAAAGGGUUCCAACCAGAGAUCGAUGCUCUGACUCGGGCGGUUCGACGAUACGAAAAGCGCACAGCAACUACCAAUUUCCAGACGGAAUCUCGACUUCAGGCAUUGGAGAAUCAGAUCAACCAAGCCAUCUCUCUCGCCGCUGCAGCCCAUCGUACGGACCGUCAACGUCGUAGCGGCGUGAUUCCCACAUUAUUUGACUGGAUAUAUGCGGCCGCUUUGCUCCCUAUUCAGAUCUUCGUGUCUCUGACAUCCUUGCCUUGGCAAGGAGCGAGGUGGUGCUUGCAAGCUUGCAAAGGUCUCCUGAAUUCGCGGCAUUUCGAACAGCCUAUGAAGGGGAAAAUGCCGCAUGAUCGAAAAUCACGGUCGCCUAGACAUACCAGACGAUAUAUUCCGCAAGAUCCCACAGGACCCAAAGGACUCAAAUCUAUUCGCGAAAAUAGUUUCUAA
This is a messenger RNA of Aspergillus melleus, 801 nucleotides long. RefSeq lists its product as uncharacterized. The transcript has a single exon. Bases 1 to 801 code for a protein of 266 amino acids. Lineage: Eukaryota; Fungi; Ascomycota; Eurotiomycetes; Eurotiales; Aspergillaceae. The record is from RefSeq and is a predicted model, not a curated record.